AUGGCAUACCCCCCGCCUCAGUCGCAGAGGCCUCCUCCGGUCAGAAACUAUGGCCCUCGCCCUACACCACGAGGACCCCCGGCGCCAAGUCAGAUGCAAGACGGGUCUUAUGACCAAGGAUACAGUGACUACAACUAUGGGUCUCGUGGUGACCGAAGUUACGACAACGCCGGGUACGGUUACCCUGACGAUCGAGCUGUUCCAAGAUCUCAUGGGGCACCGCGCGGCCCUCCGCGACCCCCUCGUGGAGGUUAUGGUUCUCCUGCAGAGCAGCCUCAUGAUCGAAGCUAUGCCUAUAAUGGACGAUCACCACCCGGCCCCGACAGUCGUCGCGGCUACGGAGACAGGAGGCCACCUCCAAGGCAGGACCAGACGAGACCGUCUGGACGUCCGCCCGCACCGGAGCAGGAGAGAAUGGCAUGGGAUAACCCGUUCCCCACGUUUCCAGCCCAAGAGGCGCGCGGCGCCCCCGGCACCAGAGGUAUCGAGAACGGUAUGGCGGCGAUGAAGCUCAAUGGCCAGAUGCCACCCGGCAGCGCUCCCGAUCGCCCGCACACUUCGCACGGAAGACGCGAUGUCCCUCGGCAAGCCGGUUCUACAUCGCCUGGUCGAGGGAGGGGGGGCUAUCCUGGUGGUCCUAUGAGGUCGGCCAGUGCAGGACGCUCCGGCCGGCGACCUUCGGAUGCCUAUGAGCGGUCCUACACUUCCGCCAGUGAGCCGCCACCGGUGCCUUACAUUAACAGAAGUGCUACGAUGCCCGUUCAUUCGGCAUCGCCCACGUCCUCUGUUGCCCAACCCACAUAUCCUGGGCAGCCCACCUACCAGGACCCUAACUCAUCGAAUGAUUACAGUGAUACCGAUGAACUACUGAGUUAUUACAGAACCGCUCAUGCCGAUGAGUCCGACAUGCCUAAUUUUGAUGCUAUCCCUGACGGCGGCAAGGUCAUCGACGAGAAUCUACCAGGGCUAGAACAGCCGAAGCCGAAAGCGAGAGCACCUGCUGACCCUGCCGCCUCCUCCCAAGGCCAGUAUGCAGCUUUCAACACGCACUACGGUACUACCGAUCAGUACCCUCAGUCGCAACACAAUAUUGCUGGGGUCGGUACACCGAACCACUUUGAUAGUGCAGGGUUCCAAUUCGACCUACCCGGUAACCCACCAUCAGCUUCCCCUGUCCGAACUCAAGGCAGUAUGGACCAUGGCUACAAUGGGCAACCGGAUGCUUACGAGGAUCCGAUGAAUAAUCAAUAUAUGCAACAACAGGGCAGUGGAGGGCCUGCCGUUCCUGCCUAUGGAAACGGACCUCCUCGACCCUACAGGGUCAAUCAGCCUGGAUUUACAAAUGAGCAAUCACAGAUGGUCAAUGAGAUAAACGAGUUCGAUUCGCAACAGAAUCCGGACGCCCUGCCUCAUCACCCUGCGCCUUUCCGACCAGGGCACGACCAGGGGAGCAAGCCGCCUCCUGUGCGGCAGUACGACAAUAGUAACACAACGGGAUCUCCAACCUCCAUGGUCCCGCAGACCCAGCCUAUCGCUCAGCCGGACCCCGCGCCUACGCCUGUCACUCACCAAGAGCUUGAGCGCUUGCAGCAAGUGGUACGGAGCAAAGCUGCUGACCCGAAAACUCAACUUCUAUUGGCACAGAAACUGGUUGAGGCCUCGACGGUCCUUGUCGAAAAUAGCAGGAUGGAUCCAAAAACCAAAGCUAGGGCUAGAGAAAAAUACAUCAUGGAUGCGCACAAGAUCGUCAAAAAGUUGGUAUCCAGUGGUUAUGCAGAUGCUCAGUUCUACCUCGCGGAUUGUUACGGCCAGGGUUUAUUGGGCUUGCCGGUAGACCCGAAGGAAGCUUUCAACCUCUAUCAUUCCGCAGCAAAGCAAGGGCACGCGCAAUCCGCUUAUCGGGUUGCCGUGUGCUGCGAGAUUGGCCAAGAAGAAGGCGGUGGAACGAAGCGAGAUCCGUUCAAGGCAGUGCAAUGGUACAAACGCGCUGCUUCCUUGGGAGAUACUCCUGCUAUGUACAAGAUGGGAAUGAUUCUCGUCAAGGGCCUCCUAGGCCAAGCCAAAAAUCCUCGCGAGGGUGUUUCAUGGCUCAAACGUGCGGCCGAGCGUGCUGACCCAGAAAACCCACAUGCUCUCCAUGAGCUUGCGCUUAUGUAUGCAAACGCAACUGACAAUGACGUCGUCAUUCGUGACGAAGCGUAUGCCAGCCAACUGUUCCAUCAGGCUGCGGAACUGGGUUACAAGUUCUCUCAAUUCCGACUUGGUGCUGCCUAUGAAUACGGAUUGAUGGGUUGUCCGGUGGAUCCCCGACAGAGUAUCUUCUGGUACACGCACGCUGCAGCACAAGGGGAGCACCAGAGUGAGCUUGCUCUGAGCGGGUGGUAUCUGACAGGUUCUGAAGGCAUUCUUCAGCAAAGCGACACUGAGGCCUACCUUUGGGCGCGCAAAGCAGCCACCGCAGGUCUUGCCAAGGCAGAAUAUGCGAUGGGUUAUUUCACCGAAGUUGGCAUUGGAGUCGCCGCCAAUCUGGAUGAUGCCAAAAGAUGGUAUUGGCGAGCAGCUGCCCAAGGUUUUCCCAAGGCUCGGGAGCGUCUCGAGGAAAUCAAGAAAGGCGGGGCUCGCAUGCAAAAGACCCGUCUCUCUCGCUCCGCUGUCAAUCGGCAACAGAACGAGGGCGAUUGCGUCCUCAUGUGA
Aspergillus lentulus is the source of this 2694-nucleotide messenger RNA. The record is from RefSeq and is a predicted model, not a curated record. Lineage: Eukaryota; Fungi; Ascomycota; Eurotiomycetes; Eurotiales; Aspergillaceae.